Echinops telfairi (small Madagascar hedgehog) is the source of this 3368-nucleotide messenger RNA. RefSeq names its product methyltransferase 3, N6-adenosine-methyltransferase complex catalytic subunit (gene METTL3). Gene Ontology annotation, cellular component: nucleus; RNA N6-methyladenosine methyltransferase complex. The transcript has 10 exons. Bases 1578 to 3263 code for a protein of 561 amino acids. Lineage: Eukaryota; Metazoa; Chordata; Mammalia; Afrosoricida; Tenrecidae. The record is from RefSeq and is a predicted model, not a curated record. Gene Ontology annotation, molecular function: mRNA m(6)A methyltransferase activity; mRNA (2'-O-methyladenosine-N6-)-methyltransferase activity.
GUGUGAUAGGUAAAUUAGAGGGUUUUUUUAAGGCUGUGGCCCUUCUAUUAUUUUAAAUUUAUUUUAAUUAUUAUUUUCCCUUUUAUUUAUAGACUACAGCACGAAGAAAAAUGUAAUAUGUAUAGUUGUGCAGCCCGUCUCGUCAAAACAGUGAUCGUGUCCCUGAAACGCCCGUGUAUAUGCAGUUCUAUUUUCUUUUUCCCACCCACCUUCCCUUUUCCCUCUCACCCUCCCUCCAGUCCCGGCCUCAUUGCAGUCUUAAAAGUCUCUUCCUUUCGUAUGAAAACCACUUUUCCCCACUUUAUAGUAAUGGUGUCAUAAAAUAAUUAUCUUCAUGAGUUGACUAACUUGCUGAGCAUAAUUCCCUCCAGUUUGUCCAUGUCACGAGAUGUGUUUGCCAAGCUCCUCCUUGUGUGUCAGGUCAGGUGCAGGCCUUUUAACAAAACCACUGCCGUUGGAAGACUGCUCCAUGCGAGGUGUUGAGUAUAGAGUAUAAAUUGAGGGGAAAUGCAUAAUUUAUGUAUUUAUGCCGAGGAUAUUAUUAAAAUCUCAAAAGCUGCCCAACAAGCUAAGGGACUCCACUUACUGAAUGCUGAUUUAAAAUGCAGACACAUCAUCCUUUCCUCCCAUUCCAUGUUCUAUUGUCAGAAUCCUAGUUCUAGAACGUAAAUAAAUGAUCUGUUACGCCUUUUGACAGGUUUAGUUAAUGUCUGAAAUGCACCAUUUAAAAAUGUACAUGGGUUUCCAGUUAAUGUUAACCGAACUAAGAAGUCUAUUUUCCUAAAAGGGUGCUUUAACUUAUUUUCAUAAAAUAUACCAGUAUUUGGUGUAUUUUGGGACCUUCCAGUCAAAUUUAAUAGAUUCAGUGCCAUUGGAUUAGAAAUUUCUAACUAUUCAAAACAUUUAUAAGUGUAAACUACUGACCUACUAUGUAAUACUUGGUUUAACAGAAUUCCAAGUCCUAUGAAUUUAUCUUCAUAUUUCAUCUAUAUUUAACUAGCCACGCAGAGAUAUUAGGCUUUCCCAAAGGUAAUACCUUCAUUUGACUCUUGAGAUUGUCUACCUAGCUUGUGACCCAAGAGAGUAGGUGAGAAACUUCGCUUGGUGCUGGGGGCCUCAGCAAUGCGCGCUAAGAUUUUUGUGAGUGUUAAAGGUCACACAGCACUGUCAUUUUACAUAUCCCCUGAAGGUCAGUGGUCUUAAAUCGCUAACAUUUGAACCUCAUAGCAGAAGUUGUUGUUGAAAAUAUUUCUGGUUUUUAUUGAAACGCAGGUUGAUUAUAUCCAUUGUCCUAUCAGAGUAAAUGAAAGGUGCUACUGGGGGGAUUUAAAUCUCCCGUGUUAUUACUUUAUUUCCUUUAAAACACAGCAAAGACAUGGAAUUAGGAAGACAUCUCUUAACCAGUAGAGAAAGAAUGGGUACUUCCUAGAACGUCCGGGGUUCUUUUGGCAAAGCAACAAAUGCUAGAGUAUGACUGAGUAAAGAUAAUGUAGUGCUGACAUUGGUCAGAGCAUUUCCUUGCAUGCUACGAUGUGCUAACAAGGGUUAAAAUUUUGGUUCCUGGGGAAUAUAUUGACAUGGAUUGCCUUUGUCAUUUUCUCUUGUUCCCCUCAUUCCUAGAUCUACGGAAUCCGGAGUCAGCACUGUCCCCAACCUUUCGUAGUGACAGCCCAGUGCCUACUAUAGCUACCUCUGGUGGCCCUAAGCCCAGCACAGUUUCAGCUGUUCCUGAACUAGCUACAGAUCCUGAGUUAGAGACGAAGUUGUUACACCACCUCUCUGAUCUGACCCUAACAUUACCCACUGAUGCUGUGUCCAUCUGUCUUGCCAUCUCCACGCCAGAUGCCCCUGCCACUCAAGCUGGGGUGGAAAGCCUUCUCCAGAAGUUUGCCGCUCAGGAGUUGAUUGAGGUAAAGCGGGGCCUCCUACAAGAUGACGCGCACCCUACUCUUGUGACCUACGCUGACCACUCCAAGCUCUCUGCCAUGAUGGUUGCUGUGGCAGAGAAGAAGGGUUCCGGGGAGGUAGCAGGAACCAUUUCAGGACAGAAGCGGCGUGCAGAGCAGGACUCGACCGCUGUAGCUGCUUUUGCCAGCUCAUUGGCUUCUGGUCUGGCCUCUUCAGCAUCAGAACCAGCCAAGGAGCCGGCCAAGAAAUCAAGAAAACAUGCAGCCUCUGAUGUUGAUCUGGAGAUAGAAAGCCUUCUGAACCAACAGUCAACUAAGGAACAACAGAGCAAAAAGGUCAGCCAGGAGAUCCUAGAACUGUUAAAUACUACUACAGCCAAGGAACAAUCUAUUGUUGAAAAGUUCCGCUCUCGAGGUCGGGCCCAAGUGCAAGAGUUCUGCGACUACGGCACCAAGGAGGAAUGCAUGAAAGCCAGUGACGCCGACCGGCCGUGCCGCAAGCUGCACUUCAGACGGAUCAUCAAUAAACACACGGAUGAGUCCUUAGGUGACUGCUCUUUCCUGAACACGUGUUUCCACAUGGACACCUGCAAGUAUGUUCACUAUGAAAUUGAUGCCUGCAUGGACUCUGAGGCCCCUGGCAGCAGAGACCAUCCACCGAGCCAGGAGCUUGCUCUUACACAGAGUGUUGGAGGCGACGCCAGUGUAGAUCGGCUCUUCCCGCCUCAGUGGAUCUGUUGUGACAUCCGCUACCUGGACGUCAGCAUCCUGGGCAAGUUCGCUGUUGUCAUGGCUGACCCCCCCUGGGAUAUUCACAUGGAGCUCCCCUAUGGAACCCUGACGGACGAUGAGAUGCGCAGGCUCAACAUUCCAGUACUGCAGGAUGAUGGCUUUCUCUUCCUCUGGGUCACAGGCAGGGCUAUGGAGCUAGGCAGAGAAUGUUUGAACCUCUGGGGUUAUGAACGGGUAGAUGAAAUUAUCUGGGUGAAGACAAACCAACUGCAGCGCAUCAUUCGGACUGGCCGUACAGGUCACUGGCUGAACCACGGGAAGGAACAUUGCUUGGUUGGUGUCAAAGGAAAUCCCCAAGGCUUCAACCAGGGUCUGGACUGUGAUGUGAUUGUGGCUGAGGUUCGUUCUACCAGUCAUAAGCCAGAUGAAAUCUAUGGCAUGAUUGAGAGACUAUCCCCCGGUACUCGCAAGAUUGAGUUAUUUGGACGACCACACAAUGUGCAACCCAACUGGAUCACCCUUGGGAACCAACUAGAUGGAAUCCAUUUGCUAGACCCAGAUGUAGUUGCCCGGUUCAAGCAACGAUAUCCAGAUGGCAUCAUUUCUAAGCCUAAGAAUUUAUAGAAGCACUUCCACAGCCAUGGCUUUACAGGCUACAUCUGGAAUGUAAUAUUACUGUACUAUAGCGCUUUUUCCUUAUUUAAAUAAAAGUUGAUAAUGUAGUCGGGA